This is a messenger RNA of Fusarium verticillioides 7600, 1045 nucleotides long. RefSeq lists its product as hypothetical. The coding region runs from base 170 to 913 and encodes 247 amino acids. The record is from RefSeq and is a predicted model, not a curated record. NCBI's taxonomy places the organism in Eukaryota, Fungi, Ascomycota, Sordariomycetes, Hypocreales, Nectriaceae. The transcript has 3 exons.
UUGUACCUUCCUCCCUACCUUAUGCGUGCCCAGAUGCUUCAUACGCUCGAGCAGUAGCUGACUUCCUUGGCUCGUGGCCAGAGAAAACGCCUCUGAGUGAGCCAAGACUUCCGAACAUUCAUCCCAUCGACCUUGUCACCUCUCAACAGAAGCACUCCAUCAUCGUAUCAUGCCCCCGCGAGCACGGAAGAGAAGAGCAUCUGCUACGGAGAGCAACGGUACCGAAGAUGCACCUCCCAGGAAGACAACCAGGGCUCCCAGAAAACCAGGUGCGAGGGGAACAAACCAACGCAGGGGCAAGAAUUUUAUGCGCGCAACGAACGCUUCUUCCAACAAGAGGCGAAAGGUUUUCUCUGGUGAAGCCAAGAGCCGGAUCAAGAAACACUGUUCCGACUUUGUGAAGUUCAUCGAUAAGGAGACUCAUACACUGGUUCCUCGAAUUGGCAUCGAAAUAUUGAAGAAAGAUAUCUCUCCUGAUCUUGCAGGCGUUCUUCCCUGGACGAGUUCUUCCUCGGCUCUGCAGAGACAGAGCAUCCAACCUUACCCAAAGAUGAUUCUCAAAGCACUCGACAAUUUACAGAGUGAUGUUAGGAACUACGAAGGUCUAGUCAAACAAGACAACAAGAUCCGAGCACCGAACUGGAUGCGCUGGCAACAAGAUAUCAAUGACCUGGAGGAUGUGAGCAAGCACAGUCUUGCGAUAGCUUCGAAGAUGAUCCAUCAUUUCAUUAUGCCUGAUUCACACGAACUUCCUCCCAAACCAUCUGAGGGCGCCGGCGGGGUUGAACAUGUAGCAUGGGACCUGAUUGAGGAGGCUCUACCAAAGAUGCCUGAUGAUAUAUGGGGAAAGAUUGCGCAGGGUCAUCUGAAGGCGUUUACUGGGGUGUUGAAAGUGCUAUCAACUGAAAACUGAAGGAUGAUUUAACGGCAUUAAUAAUCAAUUGUGAUGGCUUGGAAGAGAUCAUAUGAAAUAACUUAGUUGUCUCUAGGAGUGCAGCGCAAGACAUAAACCAAUUGAGUAGCUACAGAUACACAGUUUUACGAA